AUGCCUCCGAGGCCAGAAAACAACCAUAAUCGGUUUGAUAACCUCAGAGACUAUAAUUUGAAGCCCCAAGUGGAGUCGCAAACCUGGGACUCUCAGGUGACUCUGGUUGAAGAUGCGCCCAGUGCGCCGACUGCCAGUCGACGUCUUCCGACCCAUCGCCAGGCAGCCACAAGGGCGAAGGUGUCAAUCACAAGUCAUUUUGAGCCGGGCGGUGCGCUGCACUCACAGACAACAGAGACACAGUGGAUGGAUGGCAUCAGCUCCACGUCGAACCGGGCUUCAUCUCCAGAUGGUGCUCACGAGAACAAUAAAAAGACAGCCAAUGUACAGGAAGAGGAAGAAGAUGAAGAUCAAGUGUCCGUGCAUCAGGAUAGCGAUGACCGCGAGUCCACGCCCGAUGGUGAUUAUAUAUCUACGAUCCACACCCAUUUGGCCACGAAUAACUGGGGUAUAGACAUCAAGCUCGAGAACUUGGAUCUCCUUGAAGCUCGACUCAAUGAUGCGCUGGCCGAGUCUGCGUAUCAUCGCAUGCGUGCAGCUGCACUGAGUUUCCAGGUACAGCAACUCACCCGUGCUCUGCGCACUGCACGUAAUACAUUGGGACGUGCCCCGAGUGUCUCCGAUGAGGAUGCACGGGAAGGACAUUCUGGUGAUGGAGAUGCGGAGGAUGCAUCGGGCUCGGAGAUACCCCUCAAACGUAGCAGGAAAUGUAUGUAA
Fomitopsis serialis is the source of this 717-nucleotide messenger RNA. RefSeq lists its product as uncharacterized. The record is from RefSeq and is a predicted model, not a curated record. Lineage: Eukaryota; Fungi; Basidiomycota; Agaricomycetes; Polyporales; Fomitopsidaceae. Bases 1 to 717 code for a protein of 238 amino acids. The transcript has 3 exons.